AUGUGCUUUGGAACCAGCGGUCGCAAGUACUAUUACCACGAGGAAGUCAUCCCCACGAGAUACCACCAUCAUCACCAUGGCCAUCACCACCAUGGCCAUCAUCAUCACCACAGCCACUCACCGCGCGCGAGCUACACCAGCGUGAGACGAUCUUAUGUGGCUAGCAGCCCCCGGGUUAGCUAUGUCGAACCCGUAGUCUACCAGCGGACAAGCCGCAGACACUGCUGA
Messenger RNA from Colletotrichum truncatum, 228 nucleotides. RefSeq lists its product as uncharacterized. Lineage: Eukaryota; Fungi; Ascomycota; Sordariomycetes; Glomerellales; Glomerellaceae. The record is from RefSeq and is a predicted model, not a curated record.